This is a messenger RNA of Guillardia theta CCMP2712, 2556 nucleotides long. RefSeq lists its product as hypothetical. NCBI's taxonomy places the organism in Eukaryota, Cryptophyceae, Pyrenomonadales, Geminigeraceae. The record is from RefSeq and is a predicted model, not a curated record. Bases 1 to 2556 code for a protein of 851 amino acids. The transcript has 5 exons.
AUGUCGUUCAAAGGGAAAGGGCUGAGCGGCAUGGAGCCGUUGCCUGCAAGGAGGAGGGCGGGAGAGCAGGGGCAGGGGCACGAGAGCCAUCAUUAUCUCCCUCCUAUCCAUACCUCGGCUGUCGGGGGAUCGGUGUUCCCCGAGGACGAGCAGCAGAGCAUCCCCGGGUCGCCCGUGCCAAGCAUGGCGGACGGGGAUAUGAGCGUGGUGUCGACCUCGGACCUGAUGUCCAUCGGGUUCGACAGCACCACCGACUGGAACGUCGCACACCAUCCCUCCCCCCGAGGCCCCGAGAAACGGCAGGAAGAAGCCGCAAGCACGCUUGAUCCCCUUUCAGGCCUCCUGCGACAACCGACUGAAAGAGCGCUGACGCUCCUGGUGAACUUCAUGGAAACCAACGGCAACGAUCUCACGACGUUGUCUGCCAACAAUCAUCUCAUGGCCAAGUACAAGCUGAUGAUUAAUUCCUGCAGCGAGCUCUGCACGCUUGCCCUACGACGUGAUGUACUCUCAAGAGUUUCUGCGCUGAGAUCGUUGAAGGCAAAACUUGGCACGAUGAUCGAAAGGGAAGAUUAUGCUUCUUUGUUUUCAGAACUUGAGGUGCACAGCAAGCACAUAGACGAAUUGAGAAAGCUGCGUGUGUACUUUCUGGAGAAACUUCCAGGUGUAAACUUACCCAACAUGUCAAAGAUCGAAUGUGCCAUCCAGUCUGACAUCAAUGAUACAAUAAGUACAACAGAGGAGUGUUUGUCUUUACAAUUCAAAUCACUACUUAGUGAAAAGAAAUUGAGAAAACAAAACAUCAGGGAGUUGUUGAGGUUUGUUUGCCAGCUGCAAGACCUUCGCCUGAGGCUUCGACAAAUUCAAUUAGAAUGUGACUUGCACACGGAUGAAGAGAAAGAGCGGAGAGGUACCAGAUGGCCGAGGUCUUCUCUGAACUUAUUUGAGCUGAUGACCAGAAAGGUCAACUCUCAUUCCUCAUCGAGAAAGCAGACAAGUCUGUCAGAUCUAAUUCAAAUCACUUUCGUCUUGCGAGAUCAAAUGUAUCGCCAGAGACUUGCAAGCGUGAAGUUGGACAACAAAAAUUUCCUGGGACAGGAUUGGAGGAGCAUAGCUGCUAUCCUUGAAACAAUAUUGGACGAAGAGGCUUGGUGGCCGCAGGAACUGAGCAGGUCAUACCGUGGAGGGGUUGGGUCAAGCUCGUUGUCAGAGAUUCUUCCUUUGUGCGGGUUUAUGCCCAUCGCAGCGAUGUGUGUAAGAGAAGAGUGGCAACAAGUUUGGACCGCUUGUCUCGUCACUUCAGAAGACGUGCGGAGAAGUCUUGUGAGUGCGGCAGUGGCGGACAGGAUAGGACAUCACUUGGCAGAGGAACACUACACGUUGACCCUGUGGAACGUCGGAUGGAAGCCCUCAAGCGCUCUCGUGCGAACCGACCAUGACGAAGAUCACCAUGGAACGCUUAACUUCUCGUUUCAAAGGUCACUUUCCGACAGCCUCGACAGCCACCGACUCAACUUCCCAACCUCGAGGUAUCAGGCGUCCAAUGUCCUGGUGGACAACUUGCUCUGGAGCUCCUCGCUUGGGCUGAUGCAUGCUGUGCGAAAGGAAGUGACGCGUGACGAGAGAGUGAAGAUCAACGAUGGGACAGAGAUGGGAUCGGUGGGGUAUCACGCCCUCGUUUUCUUGGAUACAGUGUCAAGCUUGGUGCAGUGCGAUCUUCGACUUUCUGUGCGAAUGCGGUCAUGUGUCAUGUCUCGCCUUCAUGUGAUGAUGUCCUUUCUCCUCUCGUGGUACUCCCAGCAGAAGAACCAUUACCCUCGCAGCCGCUCCCUCAAGUUUCUCUUCCUCCUCUACGGUGACCUCACCAAGAUUUCCCUUGGAUAUGAGUCACUCUCAGCCCAGCUCUCGGCUCAGCUCAAAGUGCAGCUCAGCAUGGGGCAGGCCAGUGCUGCUGGGCCGCAGCCCAGCGAAAGAUUUGCAACGGAGAGGUUGGAGACGAUCGCUAACGGAUGCCGUAAACUUCUAUCACACUCCUCAGAAUUCUUGCUGGAAAUGAUUCGUCAGGCAGCUCAGCCCCUCCUAGACCUGAAAGGAGCAGGUGAAUGGGCGACAGGUCGCAGCAGGGACGGUCCAAGCAUGUACAUGGAGCGUCUGGUUUCAGACUUGCUCUCGCCUGCCAUGGAGACCCUCUACUUGCUGCCAGUCGAAGCGACCCAGGCAGUGCAGGAGCUUGGGCCGCGCAUCGUGGACGCAGUGAUCGAGAGCCUGCUGACCCACCUGUUGAGAACCAAGGCUCGGAUCGCCCCUCAGGGCGCCAAGAAACUCGAGAUGGACGGAGAGUUUGUGAAGAACUGGCUGCUGACUGCAAACGAAGUUCCACCAUGUCUCGAUGGGAGAUCUCUUGUCAACCUUGCUGUCUUCCAGAGGUUUGCCAGGGUUCUGGAGCUGCUCAUUCCUUCCCGUCUCCUCAAGGAAACAGUGAACAACAGCCCAUUACCCGACCGAGGCGAGUGGGUUGCUCGGCGAUCGAGGACCAAGCGAGGCUUGUUCUGCUAG